AAUCAUGAGAAUAGAGUACACUGGUAGAGGUAGAAGUACUCACGCAAGUCUUUGGCUUAACAGGAAAAGAAGUACAGACUCUGAAAUGCAUUUCAGUAAGAAAGUCAAAAUCUAUUUUUGAGCAGCAGUACAUACAAUAGGUAUUUUGAUAAAUACUCGAGUACUGCGCUGAAGAAUUUGUACUUGAGCUUCCUCAGCCUCUACCCCACUCCAAGGUUCAGCUCAGUCAACGCUCAACCUCUGUCGCGGACGGUCCACUCGGCCUCGCUCAUCAGAUCAGCAAGAAAACAUCAUCGCCAAAGAUGGGAGACUGGGGUUUCUUGUCAAGCCUAUUGGACAAAGUGCAGUCGCACUCGACCGUCAUCGGAAAGAUCUGGAUGACGGUUCUGUUCCUGUUCCGCAUCAUGGUCCUGGGCGCCGGCGCAGAGAGCGUAUGGGGUGACGAGCAGUCCGACUUCAUCUGCAACACGCAGCAGCCCGGUUGCGAGAACGUCUGCUACGACUGGGUCUUCCCCAUCUCGCACAUCCGCUUCUGGGUGCUUCAGAUCAUCUUUGUGUCGACGCCCACGCUGGUCUACCUGGGCCACGCCAUGCACAUCAUCCACCAGGAGAACAAGCUGCGCGAGAAGCUGGCCAGCCCCGGCGGGACUGUCCGCCUCAAGUCGCCCAAGUACACUGACGACAAGGGCAACGUGACCAUCAAGGGGAACCUCCUGGGGAGCUACUUGACCCAGCUGGUUUUCAAGAUCAUCAUCGAGGCCGCCUUCAUCGUCGGUCAGUACUACUUGUACGGCUUCAUCAUGGUACCCAUGUUCCCGUGCUCCAAGAAGCCGUGCCCGUUCACCGUCGAGUGCUACAUGUCGCGGCCCACCGAGAAGACCAUCUUCAUCAUCUUCAUGCUGGUCGUGGGUUGCGUGUCCCUGCUGCUCAACGUAAUCGAGGUCUUCUACCUGCUGUGCAAGCGAUGCAAGGCCAAGUCCAGGCGGAGGUUUCCCAUCAACACCGUCGGGGGCCCACUCGGGCUUUCCGAGCCCAGGUGGCCCACGGUGGACGAUGCCUUGAAGCAAAAUAAGAAGAACCUGGACAUUGAGAUGGAGGCCAACCAGAGUCUGGGGGGCAGCCUGGAUGGAGCCAAGGAGGAGAAGCAACUGUUGGGCGUCCACUAGCGAUUAUAUAUUUCUUUUGCUUUCAAAAUGUAAAAAUCAAGUGCAGCAAGGUUGUUGUAUUUAGAUUCAUUCUCUGCUUUUCGGUUUUUGACUAAAUUAUUUCAAAACAGAAUAAAUAACCAUAAUGAGGGCGGGCACAAAAAUCGAGUGCCAAAUCCUUGACUGUGUGCUUUUCGAUGCUGUUAUUAAGUUAUUGUUUGGUGCAUGAAAAUAUCUGAAAUAAUAAUGAUCAUGUUGAUGAUAUUGGAUAUCACUUGUUUUGUAUAUGCCCCUGUAUGUUUUUAGGAAAAUGAUUAAAGUUUGAUAUAAAAACG
Messenger RNA from Syngnathus acus (greater pipefish), 1480 nucleotides. RefSeq names its product gap junction protein alpha 13.2 (gene gja13.1). The record is from RefSeq and is a predicted model, not a curated record. Gene Ontology annotation, cellular component: connexin complex. NCBI's taxonomy places the organism in Eukaryota, Metazoa, Chordata, Actinopteri, Syngnathiformes, Syngnathidae. The transcript has 2 exons. The coding region runs from base 303 to 1166 and encodes 287 amino acids. Gene Ontology annotation, biological process: cell communication.